Molecule: messenger RNA, 2336 nt
Organism: Gryllus bimaculatus (two-spotted cricket)
Lineage: Eukaryota; Metazoa; Arthropoda; Insecta; Orthoptera; Gryllidae
Source: the annotation of a GenBank genome assembly
AUUGUUUGGCCUGACAGAAGGCUGUGCGGGCGCGGUUCAUAUUGUACAUUGGAAAGAUACAGCCAUGGCGAAAUUGAACCUUUUGGCGGUUUCUGUUGGGAUGGCUGUGGCCGGAGACAUGAUGAGGAAAUCCAUAGUCUACGAUAAAAAGACACCAGAUGUAUUUUAUUGUCCCCAACAAAAGCCAACAGGUUUCGAUAAAAUGAUUGUCCGAGCAAAGCCUCUAAGCAAAUUGUGUGAACUGGAAGGAAAACCUCUCCCUCCUGACUACAAGUCAGAUUGUUACAAUGAUGUUGAUGAAUCAGAAUAUGCCUGCAAAGAAAAGCACCGAAUUAUGAAGAGACUCACUCGGAAGGCUGAAGGAAAAGGAGACCUUGGUCGUGACAUUUCUGCAGAAGAUUACUAAGUCAUAGUUAAUUUCAUAGAAAUUAACACAUUUAUACAUCACGAUGAGGCUUCAUCCACCUGGAAGUGAAAACCUGGAAGAAGAUAUUCGCAAGGCUAUUCAAAGGAUAAUGAAAAAGAAGAAAUUUUAAAUAUUAUUAUGAAACUCUUCUAAUGUGAAUAAUGAAAAGAAUUGGAAACAAUCAUAUUAAAUUAUUCUUCUUUCUGGCAUUUUGGGAAAUCAUCAGAGGAGAGCAAAUGUGCAAAAACAUAUCUCUGUUUUACUUUGUUUCUAAUAUGGUACCAGGAAAACAGGACUACAAUGCAGCCUAACAGGAAAUAAAAUGGAUUAAAACUUUCACUAAACAUACUUACCCAGUUCAGCAUUUCAAAUAUUAUUUUUCAUUAAGAAAAAAUGUUUAGAAAUACUUUUCCAAUUCCUUGUUUUUUUUAAUUGAGUAUAUAACACUGGUUAUAAUUUCUUUAUCACCUAUUGAAGGCAGUUUCAUUUACUGUUAAAAUGCUUUAUAAUAUUUAUAUUUCUGUGAUUUGAAUGCAAUGGAAUAAAAAACUCGAGAAAAGAAUAAUAUAAUAUUUUAUUCGUAUUGGUAUUGUUCAUGUGCACUAGAACAAAGUGCAUAUCAACAAAAGUGGUCUAGCUUAAUUAGAAAAAAUUGUUAAUUAUAUUUUUUAAAUUUAAUUGUUCAGUGAAGAUAAAGUUAUUCUUUGAAAUUUGCUUUAUUAAUUAAUGUAGGAAAUAUAUUAUUUACUUACCUGCAUUCAAAGAUUUCUCCCCAGUAAAUUAUAAAUUCCAUGUAUUACUUUAUAAAGAAACACACCCCUAAAUGUAUAAUAUUUUGUUAAUAAAAUUGUAAAUUAUUAAUAAAUUGGUAAAAAAAAUUCUCUUAAACUAUGAUUGCAUUAUUAAAAUGAUACAGAAGGUAAUGAGUCAUAUGUUAUUCUCAUCCUCUUUCUAAAGCCCAGAUAGUGAUGUAAAAACAAAUAUGCAGUAAAUGAAUUUUACUGGAAAUAUCUUGGCACAUAUGUGUCUGGUGUUUAGAAAUUAUUAGGAAUCUAACUGGAACAUGUUCAUUACCACAGAUGCUCUAAAGAGAUCUACAAAAUAUUUAUUUUUUGCAAUGAGAGAUACAACUAUUUUAUCAAAAACCUUUGCCAAUUGACCCAGCUAAAAUGUUUUGUUUUUUGUCAAAAUGUAUUUAUCUGAAGGUGGAAUGAGUCAAAGUUAGAUUGUUCAAUGGAUUUAAUGAUUUGGUAUUAUUAGAUGAAAAAUAAUUACUUUGAACUAUAGAUGUACUUAUGGUGUUUCAGCUUCUCUAUCAUUAUUCAAUAUUUGUUGUCAAACAUGAUAUAAACUUAUGUUUUCUCACUUAUGAGAUAUUGACAGAGAAAAAUCACAUGAAAACAAAGACAUAUAUGGAAAACAUUUGUUCAAUGAAACUAAAACUCAAAACAGAGAUUAAUUUGCUAUGCUCUUUGGCAAAUUCAUCUCAUUGCCAAAAAUGUCACUACUCUCUUUUUUGCAUUACCUAAUGAAUAUUGAAUAUGCCUAGUUCACUAACUCUCUCAAUUUUUAUUGAAGAUCUAGUGACCCUUUGGAUAUUUUGUAAGUGAUGAAGAAAUGUUUCACAUGUUCAUCUUUCCUACUGAUAAACAUUUAAAAAGGGUGAUAUGACCCUCAAAAAGUUGGUGUGUAAAAAGCUGAUUUUCUGUUUUACGUAAUUAUAAAGAUGAAAUAUUUUUAACAAAAACAAUUGUAAUACAUGUUGAAAUGUAGAAUAUGUGGCUAAAACAUCAGAAAUAGGUCUAUACUUAAAUGUAUUUUUAUAUUGAUUGUUAGGAGGAGUGAACUCCUCCCAAAUAUAAUAUUAUAUUUCAAAAAUGUUAUGUUACAAAAACAAAUAAAAAUGAAAAAUUCAGAAAUAAACAAACAU